Messenger RNA from Oxyura jamaicensis (ruddy duck), 3216 nucleotides. RefSeq names its product stum, mechanosensory transduction mediator homolog (gene STUM). The coding region runs from base 85 to 495 and encodes 136 amino acids. Lineage: Eukaryota; Metazoa; Chordata; Aves; Anseriformes; Anatidae. The transcript has 5 exons. The record is from RefSeq and is a predicted model, not a curated record.
AGGCGGGGCCGCGCAGCGUCGGGAGCGCGCGGAGGCGGCAGCUCGGAGCCCGCCGGGGCACCGCCAGCGUCGGCCGCGCCGGCCAUGGAUCCCCUCCCCAAAGACGGCGAGAGCGCGGCGGCCGGGGAGCCCAGCCGGGGCGCCGGCCCCUCCAGCGGGGUGGUGGUGCAGGUCCGGGAGAAGAAGGGCCCCCUGCGCGCCGCCAUCCCCUACAUGCCGUUCCCCGUGGCCGUCAUCUGCCUCUUCCUCAACACCUUCGUGCCAGGGCUGGGAACACUUGUAUCAGCUUUCACGGUGCUGUGUGGAGCCCGGACCGACCUCCCUGACAGGCACAUGUGUUGCGUCUUCUGGCUGAACAUUGCUGCUGCACUGAUUCAGAUCCUGACAGCAAUCGUGAUGGUUGGCUGGAUUAUGAGUAUAUUUUGGGGGAUGGACAUGGUCAUUCUUGCAAUUUCACAAGGCUACAAGGAGCAGGGGAUCCCACAGCAGCUGUAGUGGCUGGGACAAAUAUGUUCAGAGAAACACGGCGACAGAUUUCCUUUGGCAGCCGUGGGCCGCGGACCUUUUCACUACCCUUUGUCUUUCUUCUUCCUUUUGUUUUGUGUUUGCCCCUGUCCACCUGCCCAUCCAGCGGAGCGGAGGUGCAGAACAGCAGGAGGAGACUUGCACUGAGCGAGGAGCAGAGAUGGGGCAAAUGCAGCGUGCGUUGGGACCAGCCCCAGCCAGUGUGCGGCGGGUGGUCGAGGAGGAGGAAAAGCAGGGUGCCGAGAGGAGGAAACCCCCCGGUGAAGGUGGCACCCGGGCAGGCAGCAGAGCUGGGGGAGUGGGGAGCGGGAGAUGUUGCUCUCUCUGUCCUCCCAGCAGGAAGUGGUCAAAGACAUUUUGCCUCCUGUUAGACGUUUCUGCCUCCUGUUACAUUAAAGAAAACCAGCUGUGAACAUCAAAUGCCAAGGAGCUAUCAAUAGACAGAUGUACAGCCUGUAAAAGCAACAAGCGGUACUUUUUUCCCUUCUGAGAGCCCGUUCUUGACUGCUUGGUGGCAGCAGAGGGCUCAGCCCAGCUUCCUCAGCUGUGUACCUUCGAUGCUCUAUCCUUGCAGAUGUCUUGAGAAACGUGCUUGCUGUAAGUUGCAUUUUACUGUUAAACUGACUUGGGCUGUCCUCUACUUCGAUCCGCUGGCUCCACGCAGGCACCAGACCUCCCACUGGCCCCGGGAAGCUCCUGCCAGCGGGAGACGGGGAUCCCCUGCACCCUGCGUGCUGCCGGCGGCAGUGGGACAAGCCCUGCGCUGCCACAAACCUCCCGUGUAAAGACUUCUCGUCCCCUUCCCCUGGAAGGAACCUGCUGUCGGUUUCUCCUUGGUUUGGAUGUGGAUCCCUGCGCAGCGUGUCCUGCAGGUGGAGCGUCUCCGCUCUGCUCCCCAGGGUCAAUCAAGCAACCAAUGCAAAACUCCAGAGGUGCUGAGGUCUGCCAGAUGGACACCAAGGAGAAAGGCACCUAUUUCUGCCUAUGGGAGGGAUCAGUUUUAAUAAACAGCCAGACUUCCACUACCUACUUCAGGGCAGGAGCAGCUUUACAGAUUUGCCACUAACCCAGCUACCUUAGGGAUACAGCACUGGACUGAAUUUUCAACCAACUGCUGCAAAACCAAUGAGGAACGCUGCUUUUUCCAGUAGCCCUUCCCUGGAGAGACAUUUCUGAGACAUUCAUAUCCACCACUGGAUAGCUGGACGUUUUUUACCCUCUCCCAAGAUACUGGCCCUCUGUCCAGAGAUGGAUUUAGCAGAGCCCAGACCCCUGACACUGCCCCCAAGGAGCCCACAGCGGGGAAGCUGGCAGCCAGAAGCAGGGGCUCACAGGUUUCACUGGUGAGAAGCCCAAUGCAGUGAAAGCCCAGGUAGAAGUGCUGAUUUGAAGUGCUCCCUCACAAGCAAUGCUUUUUAUUAUUAUUAUUUGUUAUUAUUAUUUUUAGGGCCAGAUGAAUCAUCCAGCACCUUCCCACCUUGUCUGUCAGGUGCCUGCCUGGCGCACGUGGCGUGCUCGCUCCUGCCUGCGGGAACGGGACCGUCCCAGCCACCCCUCCUCACCGGUCACAUCAGCUAACGCUUUCAGGGCUUCCACCAGAACAUUCCUCCUCUUCCUCCUGGUAAAUAUUGCCUCCCUGCACAUUUUUUUGGUACAGCAGAUACCAAAAGGCUAUAACUGCAGACCCUGCACACGAUCCAGCUGCUGACCUGGACUGAGGCGCACCGGGACAGCUCGAUGCCAUCCCUUGCUUUAUGAGUACAAAUGCUUUAGGUGCAAGUGUUGCAGCUACAGAGCGACAGCAGGUUACGAAGAAUAAAUGCAACUGCUUCACCACCAUCAGCCAGCAACAAACUACCCUCUGUUGCUCUUUCCUGACUGGGAAAACCAGGUUUCUCAAAAAGGGCUUUAAUGAAAUAGUUCCUUGGUACUUUGAACCUAGCCGGGCUGAAAAAAAGCUGAUUUACUGCUUGCUGGAAAGCACUUCCAGGUAGGAACCAAACCAAAUGUGCUUUUGAAGUUCAUGGUGAGUCAUAAAGUAGUUUCACUCUGAGUGAGCCGAACCAUUUCAAUGUUCAUAGAUCUGCUGGUGUUGCCAAUUCUGUACUUACCAUGGAAAAGGUGCUGUGAAAAAUGGUCCCUGCCCGCUGCACUCCUGCCUGCCCGGCAGAGCUGCCUGCAGAGGUUCAGCAUCUCCUGGCUGUGGCAGCAUGACGGGUGAUCCCUGCACUUCCUAGGGACUUUGCCAUGAUAACACUGGACACCUGCUGCUGCCCUCAGUCAGGCUUUGUGCUAGGAAAUGGUCUGGCAUGCAAGCACUCCACAGCAGGCGUUGUGGGUACAUGACACAUGGGUACCUGUGUGAGCACCACCGCACCCCACACUGCCAAAAAAGCCGCAUGUUCCCCUCCAUGUGCAUCACUUAAUUUAUUAAAAGACCUUUCCGUUUUGCUGGAAAUUGCCCUUUGUCAUAGCCUCUCCAUGAUGCAUGAGGUGUUAUGCAGAGCUCCACAUUUGGGAAGCCCAUGCAUGAAAACCCAUAAUGCCAUUACUGUCCAGGGGCUGCUUUAUCCCAUCCUGGUAUUGCCUCCUCACCGCCUGGGGGUGAACCACGCACAUGCUAAGCCAUCAGGGUGUCCUCAGACCCUGCUGCUGCACAGCACCACAGGGCCUUGUCCCACAGAUACCCUU